AUGCAGCCUGGAGAGCAUUCUGUGGCUACUUCAUCAUCUGCCAAAGCAGCAAAGGUGUACCCAUCUAUACUGGGUUAUAGUUUUCAGUGUUCAAAAUGUUGUAAAUGGAGGCUGGUUCCAACAAAGGAAAUAUAUGAAAAUAUAAGGGCAAACAUCUCUGCCAAUCCAUUCUUUUGUGAGAUGGCAAAUCAGUGGGAAAGGAAUAUAUCAUGUGAAGAUCCAACUGAUGUGGUUCCAGAUGGAAGUAGGCUUUGGGCUAUUGAUAAGCCUAACAUUCCUCUUCCACCUCCGGGAUGGAGGCGUGAAUUAGGGUUCAGAGCUGUCGGAGGUACCCGCUUUGUAGAAGUCUUUUACUACUCACCAUUUAAAAGAAGAUUCCGUUCCAUACCAGAAAUUGAAAAGUAUUUAAAAGAACACCCAGAGCAUGUAGCAGUUGUGAUAGAUAUAAAUCAAUUUUGUUUUGAUUCACCAGAGCCUCUAUUUCAAAAAAAGGGAAAAAGAAAGCAUCACCUUUCUAUAACUUCCUUGUCUCAGCCAUAUCAAUCUGGUCAAGAAGUUAUAUAUAUAGAUGAUGAUGAUGAUGAUAUUGAAGUGCAAGGUGGUAGUGCACCCAAUGUCAGUAGCAACAGUUGA
Messenger RNA from Ipomoea triloba (trilobed morning glory), 633 nucleotides. RefSeq names its product methyl-CpG-binding domain-containing protein 2-like. Bases 1 to 633 code for a protein of 210 amino acids. The transcript is spliced from 4 exons. Gene Ontology annotation, molecular function: DNA binding; zinc ion binding. Lineage: Eukaryota; Viridiplantae; Streptophyta; Magnoliopsida; Solanales; Convolvulaceae. The record is from RefSeq and is a predicted model, not a curated record.